Pezoporus occidentalis (night parrot) is the source of this 1677-nucleotide messenger RNA. It is a transcript of the gene TMEM120A, whose product is annotated as transmembrane protein 120A. The transcript has 12 exons. The coding region runs from base 65 to 1093 and encodes 342 amino acids. Lineage: Eukaryota; Metazoa; Chordata; Aves; Psittaciformes; Psittacidae. The record is from RefSeq and is a predicted model, not a curated record. Gene Ontology annotation, cellular component: membrane. Gene Ontology annotation, biological process: fat cell differentiation.
CCGCCGCUGUCCCCGCCCUCGGGGCGUGCCGGAAGCGGGCGGGCCGCGGGCUGAAGCCGCCGCCAUGUCGGCCAUGGCGGGCUCGGCUGCCGAGUGCCUGCGGGAGUGGGAGGAGCUGCAGGACGGCUUCCAGCGCAUCCAGGACAACCACAGGCUGUACAAGCAGAAGCUCGAGGAGUUAACCAAGCUGCAGGACGGGAUCUCCAGCUCCAUCGCACGGCAGAAGAAGCGGCUGAAGGAGCUGGCGUUGUCCUUCAAGAAAUGCAAAGCCCACGCGAGCCCCGAGCAGCAGGAGACCAUCCAGGAGACCCAGAGCCUGAUAAAGGAGAGGCAGAACGUGUUCUUUGAGAUGGAGGCCUACCUGCCAAAGAAGAACGGGUUGUACCUGAGUCUGGUGCUUGGGAACGUGAACGUGACGCUGCUCAGCAAGCAGGCCAAGUUUGCCUAUAAAGAUGAGUAUGAGAAGUUCAAGCUCUACCUCACCAUCAUCUUACUCAUUAUCUCCUCCUCCUGUCGGUUCCUCGUCAAUACCAGGGUGACAGACGCUGUCUUUAACUUCCUCCUGGUGUGGUACUACUGCACCCUCACCAUCCGGGAGAGCAUCCUCAUCAACAACGGAUCCAAAAUCAAAGGCUGGUGGGUUUUCCAUCACUACAUCUCUACCUUCCUCUCGGGAGUCAUGCUGACAUGGCCAGAUGGGCUCAUGUACCAGAUGUUCAGGAACCAGUUCCUCUCCUUCUCCAUGUACCAGAGCUUCGUGCAGUUCCUGCAGUACUACUACCAGAGCGGGUGCUUGUACCGGCUGCGAGCGCUGGGCGAGAGGCACAACAUGGACCUGACCGUGGAGGGUUUCCAGUCCUGGAUGUGGAGAGGCCUCACAUUCCUGCUUCCCUUCCUCUUCUUCGGGCAUUUCUGGCAGCUCUACAACGCGGUCACCCUCUUCCGGAUGCUGCAGCACCCAGAAUGCAAGGAGUGGCAGGUCCUCAUGUGCGGCCUCCCCUUCCUCAUCCUCUUCCUGGGCAACUUCUUCACCACGCUCCGCGUCGUGCACCAGAAGUUCCAGAACAAGAAUAAGGACAUGAAGCAGGACUGAAGGGGGGCAGUGUGGGGGCCAGGACUGUUUCUCCCCCCCAGCUCCAUCUCCCAUCCCUGUAUCUCCUCGAUGCCGUCCAGAUUCUGGUGUCUCACUCCAUCCCUUGGGUGUGGGAUGGGAACAGACUGUGUGUUCUCUGCGGUGCUGGAUCCAUGUCCCUGUCACUCCCCUGGAAUCGGGGGCAUCCUGCCCCAUCUGCCUUUACCUGCAGGGGAGCGGCGUGCCCGGGGCUGCUGCUCCCUCCCCUCAGCCCUGAAGACAGUUACUGGUCCUUGGGGUCAGCCCAGCUCUGUAAGUGCUCCCCAUCCCAAUGCACCACUGGGACAAGGCAGUGUCCAGGGGUGAUGGUCACCCGUUCCAAGGCCCUCUCUAUGUUCCAAAGCAGCUGGAAGUGCUGGUUCUUACCCCAGCUCCUCCUUUACCAUCAAGCCCCAGGGUAGAGGUGGAGGAGCUGAAGCACCAGAGGGGUGGGAACACCACAAGCCUGAUCCAGGCUUCAUCCUGGAGCUGUGCAAACAGCACCUUUGGCACCUCUGGGGGAUGCACUUGUGACAAUAAAGGGAAGGUGCUGUCUGGGUCACUGA